CGGUGGUUGGUGAGAAAAAAGAAAGGUUCAAUCUUCUUGUUCGCUCUGGUCGCGGUUCAUCCGCCUGCAAUGGCGUCGCCAUCGGUCCUCCGCCUGCGCGCCGCCGCCGAAUAUUUCACGCAGGUUCAAGAAAUAAAUGUGGUGCGACUCCCACUCCCGGCUGAGUAGCGAUGAUAGCUACGGUGCCGGCGAAGUUUGCCUUCCGUGCAUGCCGCGGAGUGGGCUCACUCAUCACGGGUCUACAUUCGUGCAUCCGUUCGAAGACCAGGCCGCGGAGUGCGCUCACUGAACACGCGUUGUAUUGAUGGAUUGAUGGUGCCAUGGUGCACCAUGUCUUUCUUCACUACUUCCAUUCGGUGCCUCCAUGCUGAUGCGUCGGACACGGUCGGUGGAUGCGGCCUUUGGCAGCUGAUGCGUCGCUCGUCAUUGAUCCCGUGUUAAUUUUCAGUUGCUGCCAAGCUCUAAUGGCUUCCAUCGUGCUUAAAUUUCCUGUGGCGCACAUGCCUCGCCUGCCCUAUAAAUUCUUGUGUUGCCUCAAACUAUCUCCUUACCCUUUCUUAUUCGACCAUAACCUCCUGGUCCAAGGGUUGUUUUUACCUUGGUUCUGCACAUUUCAUUCAGUUAAAUCUGGAGUCUGGUUGGAUUUAUUUGAUUGUAAGAUUCUUCACCUCGGUAUUUGCUAUGGCUGGCGGUCAGGUGUGAUCCCUUGCAAACUUUUCAUUUUUCAGUUGGGCCCUAGAUUCAGUUCUGCUACCAGUUUAUCUGCACGCCAUCUGUUUGUCCAGAGACCAGAGUUGGGUCGGGAGUUGUUGCAGGAAUGAUGCUGGUCAUGUGAUUGCAGGAAUGCCGGAAGUAUAUAAGUGUCAGUACUCAUGACCCAUUUAUAGCUGAAGUUCUUGCAUGAAGAGAUGCUAUUUUGUUGGUCACCUCAUGGGUAUGACACAGUACUCAUGGAAACUGAUUGCCAGACUUUAGUCGCUUUGAACUGAAACAGAAUUCGUCCUGUGUCCACUUCCUCAGGGAGAUUAAAGAAACUAGCCGUCUCCAGCCUAAGGGCUGGCGCUUCACCAGGCAAGAAGGGAAUAAAUCAGCACCUUAAUGCGCCCGUGAAACUCUUACUUUAAAUUCUGCAGCUAUGACCUUUAGAGUUUACCCUGUUUUUUUCGUUGAUCCUGUUCAAUUAGAACGUAUGUUCUCUAUGAAAUAAACGGCCGAGGACGAUUCUCAGAAAAGAAUUGCUCAUAUGUGUUUACUAUAGUAGCUUAUUGUUCUUAAUUUUCAUGGCGCUGCAAUAUCGACAUAACAUAUAUAUUUUCCGAAGGUAUUUUUUUCGAGUUUAAAUAUAUUUUCACUUCACA
Molecule: messenger RNA, 1358 nt
Organism: Lolium perenne
Lineage: Eukaryota; Viridiplantae; Streptophyta; Magnoliopsida; Poales; Poaceae
Source: RefSeq, a predicted model, not a curated record